Messenger RNA from Pyrenophora tritici-repentis Pt-1C-BFP, 1146 nucleotides. The record is from RefSeq and is a predicted model, not a curated record. NCBI's taxonomy places the organism in Eukaryota, Fungi, Ascomycota, Dothideomycetes, Pleosporales, Pleosporaceae.
ACCACCCGAUCGUCUCGACUAUACUGCCAUUCGGAAAGCACACUGCUUUGGCUCUUACUUGAAAUCUAAGCCCUAGUAAACGCCAACCGAACUUCUGUGAGACGUGUGUGUUGUCUCGCCACUUCCUCCUCGCCGGUCGUAGUUACCCCAUCAACAAACACCGUAAACAAUGCCAACACCUUCCACGUCGGAGCCGAAGACGUCGUCAAAGGCGGCGUCCAAAUCGUCGUCAACCUCAAAGUCGGCAACUUCAAAGUCAGCGUCCUCAAAGUCAGCAUCAACAUCAAAGUCUUCCAAGUCGAAAUCUUCCAAGAGCGACUCCUCCAAGGUGCACAAACUCGCGCUAAAGGGCUCAUCCAAGGUCGUCAAUGAGUUUUUCGAAUAUUCAAUCAACACCAUCCUCUUUCAACGAGGCGUGUACCCAGCCGAGGACUUUACCGCAGUCAAAAAGUAUGGUCUGACUAUGAUGGUUACUGCGGAUGAUCAGGUCAAAGCCUACAUCAAGAAGAUUAUGGGACAACUAAAAGAAUGGAUGUAUGGUGGCAAGAUUUCGAAGCUUGUUGUUGUUAUCACGAGCAAAGAAACUGGAGAGCAUGUUGAACGAUGGCAAUUUGAUGUGCAAAUCUUUGGCAAAACCGGCACUUCCAAAUCGUCCAAGAAAACAACGGACCAAGAAAACUCGACACCAGAAGCGAGCGAUGCCCCAGAAGAGAAGACCGAGUCUGAGAUCCAAGCUGAGAUUCAGUCUAUUUUCAGGCAGAUCACCGCAUCAGUCACCUUCUUACCCAUGUUAGACGGCAACUGCACUUUCAAUGUACUUGUCUAUGCCGACGCCGACUCAGAGGUACCUAUGGAAUGGGGCGACAGCGAUGCGAAGGAAAUUAAAAAUGGUGAAAAGGUGCAACUCCGAAGCUUCAGCACCAGUAGCCAUCGUGUAGAUACAUUGGUCAGCUACAGGCUUGCCGACUGAUCCAUCAAACUCCGUUGGGGGUUCUCUCAACUGUUUUCGCAAUGUGUCAAAUUAGGUUGUCCCUGUGUCCAUACAUGUACAAAUAAAUUCGUCGACCAUUUUGACACAAUGGUUACUACGGCUAUUGGCUUUGUGUAUUUGACCAAAACGAGACAUCAAUUAUCGAUCAUCAUCAA